Messenger RNA from Trichomonas vaginalis G3, 1461 nucleotides. RefSeq names its product protein ubiquitination. The record is from RefSeq and is a predicted model, not a curated record. Bases 1 to 1461 code for a protein of 486 amino acids. Gene Ontology annotation, molecular function: protein binding. Lineage: Eukaryota; Parabasalia; Trichomonadida; Trichomonadidae. The transcript has a single exon.
AUGUUUUAUGAAGAAUUUCAUAUAAAAUUUGAUUUUAAGGAUCAUCAAGCUUUACGUUAUUUCUUUAAUAAGGAAUAUGGAUUACCAAUAAGUUAUCGAGAUCAGAAACUUUUCGGAGGUUAUUCAUUAGAUAUCCAUGAAAAAAACACAAUUUAUAGAUCUAUUAUGGACGAUGACAAAGAUUCAUUUAUUGUAUUCAUUGAAAGUGAAUCAUUUGAUAGAGAUCAAAAACUCAAACAUGAUUUAUAUCCACAUUCAGAUGAAGGACUUUCAUAUCUUGAAUUAUGUUGUUAUCACGGAGCUGUUAAUUGUUUUAAGUUAUUAAGAACAAAAUUCGACUCAGAAAUAACUCCACAAUGCCUUCAAUUUUCAUUUUUAAGUGGAAAACCUGACAUUUUGAAUGAAUGUUUGAAAUUCCAAGUUCCUGAUCAAGAAUGCAUGGAAUAUGCAAUUAUAUCAUUCAAUAUUGAUUUUGUGACUUUUUUGAAUACAGAAUAUGAAUUGGAAAUUGAUUUGAAUAUUUGUAGGUUAUGGAGAAAUUUUCAGGCUUUCUUUAUUCAUCUUGAUAUUUCAAAUGACAUUGAAAACUGCUUUGUUGUUAGUACCAUUUUCAGCCCUUCGCUUUUGGAAUAUUUUAUUUCACAAGGAGUUGAUGUUAAUGCAACAGACAAUAAAUUGCAUCGAACAGCUCUUAAAAUGGCUGCAUUAACAGGUAACAAAGAGGCAAUCACACUUCUUGUUUCUCAUGGAGCAAAGAUUAAUUCAAUAGAUUUAAAUGGAGGUUCUAUUCUUGAUUAUGUAGCACCAUCAUGUGACAAAGAAUUGAUUGAAUUUUUUAUUGAAAAUGGUGCAGAUAUUACUUCUACCAAUCUUCAUUCUGCCGCUAACUCAAAUAAUUACGUAUGUGCAGAAAUUCUUAUUUCGCAUGGUGUUAAUGUUAAUUCAAAAAAUAAUGAUGGAUCUUCUCCACUAAUUAUUGCAGCGAAACAUGGUUAUGUGGAAAUAGUAAAAUUACUACUGUCACAUGGCGCUUUCAUUAAUGAAACAGACAAUGAAGGGAAGACUGCACUAUAUUUGGCAUUAAGACAUAAUUCAAUUGAUAUUGUAAAGCUUUUAAUUUCACAUGGAGCCGAUGUUAAUAUUAAAAAUAAUAUAGGGCUCAGUCCAUUAAUGACAGCAAUAUACCAAAACUGUUUUGAAAUAGCAGAAUUACUUUUAUCACAUGGUGCUAAUAUAAAUGAUAAAGAAAUUCAUGGAUACUCCGCUCUGCAUUUUGCGACAUACAAGAAUAAUUUGGAUCAAGCAAAAUUCCUUGUAAUGCAUCAUAUAGACAUAAAUGCAGAAGAUAAUACUGGCCAUAAUGCCCUUGAUUAUGCAUAUAUUGCAAAUUUCAAAGAGAUGAUAUUACUUCUUGAGCAAUACGGCGGUCAACGUACUGUAAUGUUAGAAACCAAUGUUUAA